AUGGAUCAAGCGUUGAGCCAACGGCGUCGAAGUGGUGGUUAUCAGCCACCACCCGAGAUGCCCAUGGAUUUGGGGAUCUCCGACCAUGCGAAAAUCAUUUGUUGCGGUGUUACUGUUCUGGUGGCGUGUGUGGCAUUUUUGGUGACCUCCUUGGGUGCGGUGCCGCCAUUGCAUCUGGGCAUCAAGUACAGUACCUUCACGAAGGCAGCUGAUAUGAAUCAGAUCUAUGGGCCCGGCUUGUACAUGACUGGGCCAUUUAACAACUUCAUCUUGUUUCCCUCCGAUGUGCGUAACAUCGAAUUCAGCAACAUCGACCGCAUUGAAACGGCAGGGCUCAGGUAUGCACCACUCCAUACCAGAACAAAGGAGGGCUUGGGACUGCAUUUGCAGGUUUCAUUGCAGUACCGCUUGAUCCCACAGAACAUCUCGUCCCUCUAUAGCGAGUUCAAUCAGAACUACGAGCAGGUCUUUGUCAGUUCCGUGCGCGAUGUGCUCAUCAAAGCCGCUUCGGAAUAUGAGGCAACGCAGCUUUGGGAGGAGCGAGAUAUCUUUUCACAGAAGAUGCAGCAGAUGGUGGACCAUGAGCUCAGGAAGACCUAUGCAGAGUGUUGGGGGUUGCAGCUGAUGGUCAUCGACCUGCCGGACGGCUUCGAGCAGAGCAUCGUUCAGACUCAGGUGCAGAAGCAGAUGAUGUUCAUUAGGGAGCAACAGCAAGUCUCGACAAAGAUUCGAGCUGAAACCUCUGUGAUCAAGGCCGAAUAUGAUCGCAAGGUCAAGGUGUUAAUGGCCGAUGGUCACGCCAACUACACGGUGGUGACCAAGGAAGCUCAGGCGAAUGCUGAACGAAGAAAGAUUCAAAUGGAAUCUGAGGCUCUUGCGAUCGUGAAGAAGAGUUUGCACUUGAGCCCAGAAGGUUUGGUGCGCUAUCAGCAAUAUGGAGCCCUGGAUGAUUUGAACCAGGCUUCCUUGAUGUAUGGAUUUGGGCCUGACCAAGCCUUGCUGAAACCCAGCUAG
Molecule: messenger RNA, 1014 nt
Organism: Cladocopium goreaui
Lineage: Eukaryota; Dinophyceae; Suessiales; Symbiodiniaceae
Source: the annotation of a GenBank genome assembly